CCCCGUCAGCUCAAGGUAAACAAAUCAAUUGACACCAACAAAGUCCCAAGUACCCGCCGUCCACACUCGAACACCUUUCUUUCCCGACCGCACUUUCAUCACUAACUCGAUUCUUACUUAGACUUUCUGGACUAGACCAUCUGUUAUCGAUUAAACUCAGGCGAUCAUGUCGCUUAAGAUCGAGAAAGAAACGAUCCGCCAUGCGACCGAGAUCGUGCCCGGCCCUCUCGCGCACAUUCCUCGUGACGGCCCUCUCCCAGGCACGACCGGCAAGCAUCCUAUCGCAGAGGCGAUCGGUACCGCGAUCACUGGAGGCAAACGAAACGCCGGCACGAGGGGCUACUUAAUGGCCUACAUCAAUCAGCUGGAGAGAAACCCUCUGCGGACUAAGAUGCUCACGGCUGGAACCCUCGCCGGUCUACAAGAACUUCUUGCGUCGUGGCUAGCUAGAGACCGUAAUAAGCAUGGAAACUAUUUCACGGCCCGUGUCCCCAAGAUGGCGGCAUACGGCGCCUUGGUCAGCGCGCCCCUAGGCCACUUCCUGAUCUGGUGUCUUCAAAAGGCCUUCAAGGGUCGCACGAGUCUCCGUGCCAAGAUUCUCCAGAUUCUUAUCAGCAACCUUAUAGUUGCUCCGAUCCAAAACUCUGUCUACCUCGUCGCUAUGGCUCUCAUCGCCGGUGCCCGAACCUAUCACCAGGUCCGAGCAACGGUACGCGUCAGCUUUAUGAAAGUCAUGAAGGUAUCUUGGAUUAGCUCGCCGCUGUGUCUUGCUUUCGCACAGGCCUUCCUACCCGAGGCCGCCUGGGUUCCCUUCUUUAACGUCGUCGCCUUCACCAUCGGCACGUAUAUUAACACCAUGACUAAGAAGAAGCGUCUUGCUGCCCUGCGCAAGAAGCACUUCGGCGACGGACGAUCGGGCUCCGUGGCGGGUGGACGACCCGAGCAGGACUAUCCCCCUCCUUCCUCAAUCGGUGGGCCUAACCCACCAUACUAACUUGUGAAUUAACUGUCGGGAUAGGGGAUGGGGAUGGGGAUGGGGUGUUGUGUGGGACGGAAUGU
Messenger RNA from Daldinia loculata, 1059 nucleotides. RefSeq lists its product as uncharacterized. Gene Ontology annotation, cellular component: membrane; cytoplasm. The transcript has 3 exons. The record is from RefSeq and is a predicted model, not a curated record. Lineage: Eukaryota; Fungi; Ascomycota; Sordariomycetes; Xylariales; Hypoxylaceae. Bases 167 to 994 code for a protein of 275 amino acids.